AUGACGAGAGGAGCUACGUCAAGAGGGGCAUUUUCUAGAGGGACAUCAAGUGGAAGGGGACAGUCAAGGAAUGUCCCACAAGGAAGCCAAGUAUCAACUCCUGGGCAUAAGAUUUCUAAGAAUGAGAUUUCUGUAGACCUAACUAAGGUUGAUGCCGUUACUCAAUGGAAACAACCAGAGACCCCUAUGGAGAUUAGAAGUUUCUUGGGUUUAACGGGAUAUUACUGUCGGUUUAUUAAGGACUUUUCAAGAAUUGUUGGGCUACUGACUAAUCUGACCAAAAAGCAUGGCAAAUUUAUGUGGAAUCCUAAGUGUGAAGUUAGUUUUCAAGAGUUGAAGAAGCGUUUGACAAUGGCCCCGAUAUUGACAUUACCUAAUGAGAAGGAAAGAUUUAUGGUUUAUUUAGAUGCCUCUAAGGAAGGAUUGAGUUACGUUUUGAUGUAA
Coffea eugenioides is the source of this 444-nucleotide messenger RNA. RefSeq lists its product as uncharacterized. Bases 1 to 444 code for a protein of 147 amino acids. The record is from RefSeq and is a predicted model, not a curated record. The transcript is spliced from 2 exons. Lineage: Eukaryota; Viridiplantae; Streptophyta; Magnoliopsida; Gentianales; Rubiaceae.